This is a messenger RNA of Gadus macrocephalus (Pacific cod), 6995 nucleotides long. RefSeq names its product sodium channel subunit beta-4-like. The transcript is spliced from 6 exons. Lineage: Eukaryota; Metazoa; Chordata; Actinopteri; Gadiformes; Gadidae. The record is from RefSeq and is a predicted model, not a curated record. Gene Ontology annotation, molecular function: sodium channel regulator activity; transmembrane transporter binding. Gene Ontology annotation, cellular component: membrane; voltage-gated sodium channel complex. Gene Ontology annotation, biological process: regulation of sodium ion transmembrane transporter activity; regulation of ventricular cardiac muscle cell membrane repolarization; cardiac muscle cell action potential involved in contraction. The coding region runs from base 813 to 1520 and encodes 235 amino acids.
GACGUGGCUGCCGAGGGACACCCAAAUGCUUCUUCCCGCCUGCUUCUCUCGCGACGACCUUCUGGCCUGGCUGUGCUUCAGCGCUUCACGCUCCGCCGCCGCCAUCACCCCUCCUCCACUACCAGCGUCGGUGAUUUGAUUUCCCUCCACCUUUUUGGCGCGCAACUCCCGCCCCCUCCACGCAAUGCUUGUCAGCUAGACUGCAUUCCACCCCCCACCUCUUGCAUGCAGACCUGCCCGCCUUACCGCCUGCCUGACUGAUUCCCCUGACGCCUCGCUGCCGCUUGCUGCCGUCGCUCGUGCGCUCCGACCCAAAGCGUGUUUGUCACCCCAUCGGUAGGUAAACCGCGUGCGCCACACAGAGAGAGGGAGAGAGAGGAGAGAGAGAGAGAGAGAGAGAGAGAGGGAGAGAGAGAGGGAGAGAAGAAGGCUUCCCCUUCUUGUUUUCCAUCUUCUGCCCAACAACUGCAAGGAGCAGCUGCGGCCGAGGCUGCACUCUGUUAAAAGAGGGAUUGGUUUUUCAUCUCGCCCCACACACAUUCCUGGGACGGUGCAGAGUAGGUGAGGAGAGGGAGGGACCAGGAGUAGGACCUCAGACUCUGGACAAUCCCCCCGCCCCCUCCCUUGCUCUGGGCUGCCCAGUUGGGGGUAUUUCCUCUGUGUUGUUAUGAGGACACACAAGGACAGACACACACCACAGUGAAUACAGAGUCCAAGUACUACCAAGUACUGACCGCCACCAGAGGGACUCACAGACAUCGCACUUGGUGAUAAAGUAAGGACAGGUUGACAAAGAGACGGACAGACGUGUCAUGGCGUACAAGGAUGGCAGCGGAUCCAGACUCUCUGGACGACUGAGGUCGGGGGAUCUACUCCAUUCUGGGCUGGCGUUGUCGGUGCUGCUGGGGUUCUGGUGCGUCAGUGGACUGGAGGUUUCCACAGGGAAGAUUACAGUCAUGGAGGCCAUGAAUGGCUCCACGGUCCUGAUUCCAUGUACCUACUCUUCAUGCAUCGGCAUUCAAAGGCUCUACUUCAACUGGCAUUACGAUGACAACGGGACCAUGCUGAAGCUCUGCGAGGGGUCGAUCGCUGCCGAGGGUGCUGAACCCCGCUUCAGCGUGUACCAUGAGCGAGUGGAGUUUGUUGGCAACUCCAAGAAGAGCAACAUCUCCUUCCUGCUGUACAACAUCACCUUCGCCGACGAGGGCGACUACGUGUGCUUUGCACGCAACUUUAAGGAGAAGAACCGAAACCACAGUGCCACCUUUACGCUCCACGUGGUGGACCAAGUGGUGGAGAUUGACAACACCUUGACCACCAUCAUCGUGUCAGUUGUGGGCGGAGUCAUCGGCUUCCUGAUCAUCUUCAUGGUGGUGAAGGCUCUUGUCGUUCACUUCAUUCUGAAGAAAGACGACAAGAAUAAAGAGUGUCUGGUGGGCUCCUCGGCAGGGGUGGACAACACGGAGAACGGACACACGACGGCCAAAGGCACCGAGGCCAAGGGAACACCGAAGGCAUGAGCGAGUACACUGUGUCUGUGUGUUUGUGUAGAUAUAUAGAGGUCAGUGGUCACAAUAGCCGCAGAAGGAAGCACUACAGAUGGACUGUUGUAUCAUAAGAGUGGCUGACCCCAUUAGCUCAUGUCAGACGAUAUUAACAACAAAAAAAAAUACACAUCUAUAUAUAUAUAUAUAUAUAUAUAUAUUUCAUGCUUGAAAUUUGGAAUGUGUGAAGUGAGCCCGCCCCCUAGCUCUCUACCUGCACCCUGCGUCAUCAACCCUGCUCCGAGAUGACCUCUCCACUCCUUACACUUCCCAGCCUGGCCAGUCUGCACAUCUCUCCCUGUAAAACACGAUGGCUUUCAACAGACACGCCAUCGGGAAAGUCCUCUCGGGAAUUCUUGCAGUGUACGACGUAUGGCUUGUACACAGCAUGAAAGCGGCUGGGUUGCUUUUAUUUUAAAAGGUAAAUUUCAUAUGAAUACUCCUUUCUAUAAAAUUCAAACUAGCACGUAUGAUCGUGCUCUUAGUAUAAUAGAAAACAAAAAAAAGAACCAAGAACGAUUUUUAUUUCAAGGAGUUUGGAAUCAAGGAUUUUCUACUCUUUUCUGUUGUGGUGUCCAUAUAGCCACAGAACACAAUCGCCCGGAACCACACAGCAGAUCGAAUACAGGAACACACACUUUACUAUAGUGUACUGCCAACACUCUACUGCCGUGAUGUCAACUGAUAGUACGACAGCACAACCUCUCCUGCCAACGUCCGGUAUUAUCAUCGCAGGACACGUGACCAAUCCUGAACCGUUUUGUUUACAAACUAGCAUAAACACAACACUAUGAAGCACAGAUUUCCUGAUCUGAUGUUAAUAGAUAAACAGCUGCCACCAAUCAAAUGAUGGCUCACCAUUGGUUGAAGACGAAAGCUAUCCAAUCAGAAAGCCCCUCUGGCUGUAAUCUGACCUUUUAACCUUCAUACCGUAACCACUGCCACAGUAUUCUCAACUACUGGUUUACCAAGGAGUCCGGUAUUUGCUGAAGAGGGCAGACAGAGAGAUACCUUAGUCUUCAGCUUUUAAACUAGCAGAGUUCUUAGUAGUAACAGUAGUAAUAGUUUAUAGGAAUAGUUUUUGAUGUGGCAGGGGCUGGCAAGUCUAACAAAUGUGCUUCCUGAGGCAAAAUAGUCGAUUCCGUUCUGCACCACUUUUGGUCCCUUUGCUUUAGAUAAGAAAAUAACUUCCUCCAUAGGGAAAAAACAGGUGCCUGUUUGAGAAACCCAAUAAAAUACACUGAAAAGCAAAUAAAAUAAAUAGGAAUAAAAGGAAAACACGCCCAACCACCCACGAAGAAACAAAUCGACUCAAAUCAUGCUGCUUCUGAUUAAUAACUGAUGCAUUUGGAGCAUGUGAAUUUUUUUUAGAGAACAUAUUUAUGUCUGUUUGUGUCUGACAUCACCUCAUCUGUCAUCAUGUCAGAACCCCAAUGCGUGAUCCCUCAAUGCAGAUGAGAGACAACUGUCAGGGCGGAAGUUGACAUUCAUUCACAGCAUGCUUUCUAAAGACUUCUUAAAAACUGCCAUUGCUUCACAGGCCGUCACCCACUAAGGACAGCUAGCACCACUUACCAGUCAGCCCAGUUAUGGUGGCAGCACUUACGGAAGAAACAACAUACAUUCAUACUAAGAAAGCCUAAACAUGCCGUUUGACAUGAUAGAGACAUGGAGGGCCUUUGCUACGAUAGCACGAGUCUUGCAAUGCUGAAAGCUGGCAUAAACAGACCAUUAUGUUCUUCCCAAAACACAUAUUUGUUUGUUGUUUGUAUUUUAUUUCAUAUUACCUGUUAUCAUUUUCUAUUGAGGUCCUUUUUUGCCUGGCCGUUCAAAAACUAGUAAAAAUUUAAUGUUUUGUGCAGUGGUGUUAAUAUCAAGAAAGCCAUGCAGACUGAAAAAAUAUUUUUUUUCAUCCAUGAACUCCAAAAUGGAGUUCAUGGAUGAAAAUAAACUAAUCAAAUGAUAGAUUAUAGAUUUAAUACAUUGAUAUAUCAUAUGUAAAGGAUACAUUAUACAUGCACACUGUAUGCAUUUGAUUCCUAUUUUGCUCUGUGCCAUGACUUGGUGAUUUAGUAUUUAUAAAAAAUUGGUAUUGUCUUCUUUGUCACUUUGUGAGCUGUUGAGCUCCAUUAACAGUCAUUACAUCACCAUUUAAUGUUGGGAAUUAAGAGAUUUAUGAGACAAAGGCGUCAUCGGAUAUGUAUGUCAUCAAUACUCUUAUAAUGGUUAGCAUGUCCAUUACCACUCACAGUCUGUAUUCCAGGCUUAAUUGUGAGAAACACAUCUCUGUUACAGAUCUAUUAUUUUGCUGCUGUACAGUGUCUCUACCAAAGCUGUCAGCAGCCAAAUGCCCCCUAGUGGCGAUGCCAUGACAGUUCAGCUUUAUUUUAUAUAUAUUUAGAGGUCGCGUUAUUGCAAGGGAGCAAUUUCAUUCUCGUUCCAAACUACAUAUUUUUUUAAUUAGCAUCUUCAUCCGCGGCUGCUCGCUAAUAUUGGAGUGCAUGCGUUCCAUGUUUGCGUUCUGGAGAAGCAAUAUAAGUGGUCUUCUGAGGACUGGCACUUUAUGACAUUGUAAUAGAGCUGUGGUGGGACACUGUCUGUCCCUUGCACAGAUAACUACGUAUCCAAAUUGUACAAAUGUAUUUGUUGUACUGAAGACAUCCUUGUUUAGAGUCUACCAUGGCUAAAUGACAGCUGUAAUACUAACGGCUCGCUAAAUAGGUUUCACAAGUACCAUUGGCUCCACAGCAUAGAAUUAUUGGCAUUUAUGUGGCUACAUUGCACAGAAAGAAAUGUCACACCAAUUCAUAAAUGAAAUAGGAAUUGUAUUAAUAAAUCUAUAAUAUAUAUUUUGACUUAAUGACAACAACACAAAUACAAGGCAGAAGAAUUCAGGAGAAUCCAAUCCAUAUGCUUCCAACACCAUUUGAAGUUAAUUGAAGUAAACUAAAAUGCGACUUGGAGUGUAAACAUAUUUUGUGAUGACUCAUUUUUAUGGCCAGGCACAAAUGGGUUUAUUUUUGACCAGAUAUACAUGUGUCAAUCAAUCAAUCAAGCAGCAAUGUACCAUGCAUGCUACUGUAACUAACACCACACACACACACACACACACACACACACACACACACACACACACACACACACACACACACACACACACACACACACACACACACACACGCGCGCGCACACGCACAAACACGCACGCACAUACAAACACACACAAACGCAACGAGUUAAGCUAUUUCCCCAGUAACGUUGUGUGUCUGAAUCUUCCAAAGAAUAGCCAUUUUGUUGAGUCAUGUUCGAUUCAGCUACAACAUCAUAGUCAGAAUUCAAAUAUGCUUUCUCCAAAUCUUGUCUUCCAUUUCAGACUUUUUGGCUAUAAAACACGCAUGGCUCUUUCAAUUUUCCCAUGUCGAUGCAUCCUUGUGCUUGCAUCUCUUCCUUGACAUGCAUAAUGUUCCCUGCAUCCAAAGCAUUGUUAAAGUGAACAUCAUGGCCUGUUUCCACCAUGGACUUGAGAGGAGAGUGCUAAAUUAUAUCAAUAAUCCAAACAACACAGAGAAACCAACCCCAAAUCUCAAAUCUGAAGUGGGAGCAUAGAUUGUAACGAGACACAAACUGCUACAACCUACAUCCAUGCAUCAUCGAUUGCAUUGCCUUGACGCAUAUAAAUAUAAACACAUUUAUUGAAGUGAUUUUCUCCUGCAUGUGUGCAUGAGCUCUGAGAUGAGCUGAUCUGAUCGUAGGAACCCCAUACAAAACAGGCUUACUGCUAAGCGCUGGUGCAGAGGCAAAGGCCUGACCACCACCUCACAGGGGUGGGUCUUCAAACAGGAAAUGGAAGUGACCCUCGCCCCAAAUCCAACCCUCUUUCUGGCAAAUGAAUAACCCUCACAUUUCCCGUUUCCAGUAUUGUUUAAAACUUGGUUGAGAACUAAAUUAAAACGGCAAGUGGGACACUAGAUGUGCCCUAUGACCCCUAAUCCCACUAUGACCCCCGUCCAAAACAUGUUUUAUUUACAUUUUCACGAAGGCCAACUUGGCUAAAGCAGGCACUUUAGAUACUUAUUGAAUACUUUUUAUUCAAUGUUUAAACCUUAGUAUUAUUAUUAUAUGUAUAAGAAAAGGUUUGACAUUAUUUUACGUAAUAACUAUAUCACUCCGAUCCCGGGUAAUGAAUGUAUGGUGGAUUACAAAGCAUGUCUAUACCCAAUAGAUUAUUAUUAUUGAUCCCCCUGCUCAUUCCAGAUACACAUGGGACAAUAGUUAACUAUCUGAGAGCAUUAAAAAUAAUGUAAAUAAAUGUCAUUAUUUUUUCUAGCCGAGUGAAUCCAACUGCAGCAUUGUAACGAAGCACGACACUUCUAAUGACAUGACCACACUACAAAAAGUUAAUAAGAGGUCUGUUCAUGCUAUACUACUAAUAACUACAGCUUAUCGAAAUACAUAUAACAACCCUAAUAUUAUUAUUCAUACGGUACACUGAACCAAUGUCGUGAGAUGCCAUCCCACCGCUACACUGCCGUGUGCUCUUACAGCAGUGGUCACAUGACUGCUAUUCAGAACCAGAGGACCUGAGGCCUACAGCGGCAGAAGCUCACACUGCCAGACCAAGGUGUGAUGUCCGCUAAAUACUUUCCACAUUCCAAACCCUUUCAGAGAAAAUACCUGAUGACCGGUUGGCUUCAAACACUGCCCCGAACACAACCAGAACUAAACCAGAGAAUGUUUGACUCAAACAUGACGCAGCUGUUAAACGGAGUACAUUGAGAUUGGACUUGUUGUUCCUCUUCGAUAUGAGAAAUUCACAUUUAAAAAGAGCUAGGUAUUUUAUGAAAGUUUCCUUUUAAAUUCUGUUGUACGAGUUUGCGUAUGUUAUGUAGAACCAUGGAUGAAACUAAUAUCAUGUUUAUUCUCCCUCAUGCUCUGUAGUAGUAUCAUAAUAACACAUUGCAUGAUAGUAUUAUUCUGUAUAACAUUUAUGGUGAACUGUAGAGGAAAUCUCAAUAUUAGUCAGCUAGAGUUUGAAUUAUAAGCACAGGCUUAUAUUAACCUCACUUGUUGCCACUGCUUUUUAACCAAUGUGUAUGUUUUCUUUAUACAUUUUAAACAUCCGCCAAACUUACCACUGAUAUCAAUGGAACUCCAUGGUAAUUACACAAAUAUCUCGGAGUAAACAGUGUCGUUCUAAUCUUACCAGUUAAACAAGGGACUCCCGUAAAUGUCUCAGUUUACAAUUUUCUGAACACAGUCUGUGAAACACACACUCCCCACAUCCGCAGUCCCUCACCAAAACCACUUACCAAACUAGAUCUGUCUUUCAAUCAGUGUUUAGCCGCUGCUAUGUGUGUCCAUGUUGCUCAUCCUGCUCACUGACUAUGCAGGAUGCUUUUCUUUCCUUUUAUUUCAAACUGCUGAACUGGAAAAUUAAACGAUUAUUUCAAA